AUAAAAGAAUUAGAUAACUAAAAAGUAUAAAAAAUGCAGUUGUGAAAUCCUCAUUGCAUUAACAUUGCACGAACUGUCAUUAUUUAAAUUCACAAUUGCAUACACACAGCUUUUAUAUAUAUUAUGUGUUAGGCAUACAUAUUCACGUCUGCGUAUUGGCGAAGAGGAGCUAGAGUGCGAGAAUGAGUGAGAGCUGCGAGGGAGUCGGUAUAUUUAUUCCGUUGGAGCAGUCGACACUGGAGUUUGGCGCUAGUCGGACGUGUUAUUUUGAGCUUGCCACGUGUAUAACACGUAAAGGGAAACCCCAUUUCAGGAACGUCCACGAUAAGAUAAAAGUUCACCACAUCAAAUGCUUUUAUAUGAUAAUAAACCUGCUACAUCUACGCCCGAUCUUGGCGUCUAUCUGACUGAUGAUUAACACUUACGAUGUUGAUAAGGAUCUGUAUACUGUGACAGGAUAUCUUCCAAGAUGAGGUAAAUGGAGAACUUGCGAGUGUCAGUCGCAUCUUUUUACACCAGAGAUGGACCGGGUUCGACUGUUGCCUAUGCAAUUACCACCUGCAUCCAGCUUGAACAAUGGCAAUGCAAGUCCAAAAGGAAGGGUUUCUUUUGUGAAGAGGCUAGCACUAGGUUUUAUCAUUUUGGCAGGGCUUGGGUUAUUGUACGUGCCAGCUUAUCAUUCUGCACAAGGACAGUUUACUGGUUUAGGUGAGACUCCGUCCCCAGUUGGAUCUGUGGGAAGUACACACUUCAUUGCCUCUGUAGCUCAACUACGAGGCUGGAGUUACAAUACAUCUCGAGAUGUAUGUACUUACAUCCACCCUGAAAACACAACAACUAUUCUAAAUCCUAGAAACAUCUGCAGUGAAUCACUGUACCUACUCAUCGUUGUUUGUUCAGCUGUUGAUAAUACAAAUGCUCGUGUUGCUAUUAGAAAUACUUGGGGAAAUCAAACAAACUUGGAUAUGCAAUUUGAUUCACCUGUCAGAAUUGCUUUUCUCUUAGGACAAAGUGAUAACGACACUCUAAAUGGAUACGUUAUAGAUGAAAACCAUUUGUACAACGACAUAAUACAAGAAAACUUCCAUGAUACAUACAAUAAUUUAACGUUGAAAUCGGCUAUGCUGUUAAAAUGGGUCACAACUAACUGCGAUAAACUUACUUAUCUUAUGAAAACUGACGACGAUAUGUUUGUAAAUGUGCCAGCUCUCAUGAAAGCUUUAAAAAGCCGACCAAAAAAGACCGAAACGUUAAUCGGUUCACUUAUUUGUAAUGCAAGACCUAUAACGGAUCCAAAGAACAAGUGGUACACACCUAGGUAUAUGUAUGCGGAACGCACUUAUCCCAAUUACUUGUCGGGUACGGGUUACGUGAUGAGCUUCGACGUAGCAGAACGCUUGUACAAAGCCGCUCUGUCGACGCCUUUGCUUCACCUUGAGGAUGUCUAUAUUACGGGAGUGUGUGCCAAGCGAGCAGGACUUAAGCCAUUAAACCACUAUGGUUUCAGCUACAUUCAACGAAAGCUGGAGAAUUGUGCUAUUCGUGAGGCCAUUACCAUGCACAGAGUGAAUUCUUCGAGUAUGUAUAUGAUCUGGGGUAAGCUGAACGAGCCUAUUAUUGGCUGUGUCAACCGAUCGAACUCUGAGAAAAAAACCGCCACGGUUAGUAGACUCGGUAGGCACAUUGGCUACUUCCUGCUUAAGAACCGGAUCCUUAGCAAUAGAUGCAUCUAGUGAAAAAGAGCUUGAUUGCAGCUACUCGCCAGAUACCGAGCUUACUGUUCAAUCGAAAGUCUUCGAGUUACUUUUCAAAUAUCCUAUCUAUUCGCUUCCUUACUCAAGUACGGCACAAUUCAGCUUAUAAACAUUCUUUGAUGCGAUUUAUUCUGUUUUUUUAAAUCGAUAUAAUUAAUAGAUUUUGAAGACUUUAUUCCUUUAAAUAAUUUAACGAUAAGAUUUAUUACUUUUAAUUAGUAUUUUUAACAUUCUCAAGUGCAACUCCCGUUUGCGUGUUCAUUUUUUAUAGAAUAUCAUGUUUACUUAAGUACGUUUGCCCAUGUUCUAAUUUUCAUUAGAGCAUGUCCAAAUAUUCGUAAUUGUUAACGGCGCAAAGAUGAACCAUUUCGCGUAUCGAAUUUUGCGUUUAGUAUAAGAUAAAAAAAAUGUUGUUAUGAAGUAUUGUUCCUAAAUGAAUAUUUUUAAUUCAUCGAAUAACUGUGUGGAAUUUUCGAUGGUGCUCGUUACAAAUAUGAAAAGUAAGUGUUAGAUGAAUUGAAUUUCAUGAAAAUGCAACGAAUAAAAACAGAAUAAAUGAUUGUGUACGAUGAGUGAGUUUGUUGUUAUAGCAUAACUUGAAACAAAGGUAGGGUUGUGAAUAGUCGAUUGUUUACUUACAAAGAAAAAUCGUUGACAUUUCGGAUAAUAUAAAUCCGUGUAUGAGUGAAUGGAAUCUUUAUUGACUGAAUUAGAAACGUGAAUAACGUCAAUUAGGUCUUUUAUCAUUGAAACGUAUAAUUAAUUCAUUUUGCAUUCUCGAAAAACGGGUUUAUUACUUUUGAGGAACUCUUCUGCUCUAAUGCCAUAUAUUCAGUAUAGCUGACUUAUAGAAAAUAAUAAUGCGUUGCGAUCAAAGAAUAUUAUUUGUAUGAAACGCGAACAAACGUAAAUAUUUUGUUCAAUCCAUCCGUCAGAAGUAAACACGUAAAAGUGAAUUUAAGAUCUCUUUACUAGUAUAUAUAGCACAUCGAGUUAUGUCCUUCGUUUCAUUUUGAGUAUGUAUUAUAACGCAAAAUAAAUGUAUACGAUUCAAUAAUUUGGUUUGUAUUAUACAAUUAUUGUAUUGAUUCAAUUGCAGCUUGUUCAAUCAAACCCAUUAUUUAAAAAUAAUUGUUAAGAAUUAAUUUUUUUAUAACACAGUAUUAAUCUGUCAGUUUGGCUAAAUAAUUGAAACCGAACGUUUAUGAUAAAGAGUGUCUUUUUAAAAAUGAUUUAAAAAUAAUCGGCUUAGUCAAACGAGCUACAGUUGAAUUAAUGCAAUUGUAUACUACCAAUUUAUUGAAUCAGAUGUUUUUUUCCGCGUUAUAAUUUUUAUACCGUAGUGUGCUAUAUAUACAUAUAAAGGAAUCUUAACCCGUGAUAUUGUUUUAUAACAGUAGUAGAUAUCUCUGUAACAAAUGCAUGAGUUAGUAGGUUCGUUUCGUACAGACAAAUACUUUUUUCUUAAAAAGUAAGAUAUUACCCGAAGUCAUAUCUUUUUACAGAAAAAUUAAUGAACAAUUAAUUAACAUAAAAUAUUUUACGCGACGUUAUAGUACAUUUGCACAUUUUUUAAUAAUGGACAGAUUCUCAAACAUAUUAUUCUUUCAAAUAUUUAUUUAUGCCUGUAGAAAUAUUUUAUGUAGAAUAAUUUGGAUCAAUUAUUUUACAAAAUAAUUCCAAUUAAUCCAAGAGUUUUCUAUAGAAAGUUUAUAUGUUCAAUAGUAUCUCCUUUUCUAAUGAAUACUGUUACAUAUUUUCUAUUCUGUUAGGAGUGAAUUAUAAAUAAAAUUUAAAAAUUCGUGUAGAACCAUAUCGUCUAGAUCAGUAUCUACAAAAUGGACCGGCGGUUUAUGAGUAAUAUAAUAUGUUUUAUUCUCAAGAAAAUUUUAAGCGACUAAUGAUAAUAUAAUCAAGACACAGCGCAAUUAAAAUUAAAGAUUUUCUUGAAGAAUUAUUACAAUGGAAUAAUAUCGAAACAAAAAAUAUCAAAUGUGAUAAAUUAGAAUUAUGAAAUAGCUAAAGGGAAAAAUCCAAGAUGAAAAGUUGAAAUUCCGUGAUUCAAAAUUAGGAUUUAUCAUAUUCUUGGUAUAUUCCGUUUCAAAUUGCAUAUUCCGGUAUUAUUUCUCUUCUCAUUGUUUUUAGAAAAUUCCGCAUUCGGUAAUUUUGACUACGCUGCUUAAGACAGCGCAAACAUUAAUUUUGUGAUCAUACCUUUUAAUCAAAAUAUUUUUAUUGAGUGAUAGUAAGCUAAUAUUUUUAUAAUAUGAAUAAUAAUGAAAUCGUUACAUUAAUCAGUUAUUAUAUACGUAUUUAUAAUUGGUUAAUAGUCAAUUGCUAAAAAUUAUAAUAUAGCAUAACCAAAAUGAAUUGACUCUUUAUAACAAAUGUUUGAUUAACUAUUUGAGUAAUAUAGUAAAACCUACGUGAAAUUACCUUAAUGAUUUGAAAUUUUUCAAUUUAAAACCGUGAUAUUUCAAAGAAAUUUUUUGAUUCAUGUGUGACGUCAUGACAACGAAACAACUUCAGAUACGUGAGGCUUAUCGCAGUAUCCGAGUUUUUUGCUUUGCCAGCAAUGUGAUAUCUUGGUUGAUGAUUAUCAUUGAAAAUUACGGUCGGGCGAGUGUCAUUUUCACUAUACUUUUGUUUUUGAAUUCCAUCCGAUAGGAGUAAUUUACAGAAGUAUCCCCAAGUCCAACCAAUACCCAGUAACCAGUACCCGAUUAACGGGGUUCAGGAUGGACUAUAAACUGAAGAGUGAAAGAGAGAGUUAUUUUAAGUUUUCUGUUUUUACUUUUUUUAUUCUUGUUAUUUUUUGCGAGACAGUAAUCCAUUUUUGUGUUUCAUCCUUUGAAGCUCGGCUGCUUGACUCAGCUCCUUAUUUAGCUUGACUACAUCUUGAUUGCUUGACUGCUUCCUUACUGGUUGUUUAUGACUGCUUUUUAGUUUCUUGUGACUUGAACUUCAAUUUGGAACUGUUUAACUUGAAUUCAAACUUGAACUGCCUGCGAGGCGUUGCGUGGGCCUUUUUAUAUUCGGAGAGGGCGGUUGGCUGGACAUAUAACGUUGAUUUUAAUACAAUUAAAACUUCAUUAAGUCACAUAUGUUAAACAGAAUAGUAGAAAUCUUCAUUAUACAUAUGAAUUUUAACUUUAAUUUUUUUUGUCUGAAAAGAUAAUUAGUAAAUGAUUAUUUGUUUUAAAAGUAAUGUGUAAAGCUUGCAAGCUCGUAAAAUGUAUGAUAAAAUUAUUUUUAUAUUAUCGAUAUUCUUAUUUUUUAUUUAAAUAAUAGUAUUUUCAAUUGUUUGACAAUAAUUUUGUUUUUAUAAUGGUUAAAUUUCUAUACAGAGCGAGAGUGUUGUAUAGAGAUACACAGGCCCAAAUCAAUGGUCAUCAGUUUUUUCUACACAGAAAUUAUACUAUUUUUGCUCUACAAAUAUUUCUCGACUAGAAAACUCUAAGAAAAUUGACUUUUGCCAUGACAGUCAACUGCGCUCUUUCACAAACAAGCAAAGGUUCUUAUUGAGGAAAGAAAAGGUCAUAACCCACCGUCACACAUGAGACACAUAUAUUUUUACCUUGAUAAUUCAAAAUUGUCUCGAACAGUUAAUUUCGAGCACAUGCUACGCAACACUUGGUAUAAUCUGUUUACAAAUAUAAGGUUUUGAAUCAGUAUGAACAAGAUGAAGUGUUUGACUUCUUACAGACUUUGAAAAAUGUUAAUUAUGACUGAAACUAGACUCAAUUGCAAACAACGAAAAAUUAUUUCAUUUAUAUUGAUAAAUAAAUGUUGAUCUUGACGAUCUUGAUAAUUUACAAAUUUUUCAAUUUUUCAUAAUAUUUACUUCGAUAAUUCAAAUUUAAAGCCCAGAUUCUUGACUUUUGAAUUAUCAAGGUUUUGGUGUAUUUUAAUCAAUUAAUUUCUGAAUAGUUUUUAUACGAAUCGAAAUAUUCCGAUAACAAAUAAAUCUUUUUCAAAAGAAAUUAUAAAAAUGGCUGCAUUAUUUCUUUUCAAUGUUAGGAGUAAUUAUAUAAUGCAGCUCGUAAACUGUUAUAAUUAUAAUAAUAUGUGCUGUGUUAGUGACUCAUACAUAAAUGUUGAUCUUGUGAUGAUUUUGCUCAGCAUAACGUAAUAGCAUUCACAUAUAUUUACAAUUUAAGUAGUUGGAUUAUAAUAAUUUCCAAAGAAAGUGCAUUUCAGAUGCUUCCAAUUCCAAUGCUCCGGGUACAGUAUGUUUUGCUAUUUUUAAGAUUUUCCGUGUCAAUUUUACCGAUACUAUAAAAUCUGUGCAAUUACACAACUUUUAAUUACGGCGAUAUCUUUAAUUGUGAAUGAAAUAUAACAUACUUUUUCAUAUAGGGUAUGACUGAAAAGUGUAUAUACAAUAAAUGAUACAAAUUGCGGUUUAAUAGUUUUUUAUGAUGAUUCUACAAAUAUUUAUACGUAAAAAUAUUAUAUUGUAGAUAGACGAUUUCGUAGAUAGGAAUAAAUUUGUUACAAUUUAUCUGUUUUUUUUCAAAUUUAGGCAUUUUGAAAGUGCGGUAUGGCUGAAUUCGAACUCGAAAAUUAAUCACGCAACGGUAAGAACCGUAAAACAUAAAUUAUGAUUAGAUAUGUACUUUGCAGAGUAAAAAUGCUUGAAAAUAAAAUAAAUUCAAUGUAUUCGAAAUAGUCAUCAGUCCUUCUGACUUGCUAUGAAAGUUGACAUUUUAAUAUUCAUGACAGAGUAAUAAUUGUGCGUGCUUAUUGUAAAAGUUUUGAAUCGACUUUUGCAGAUGUGUAAAAACUUUACGAAUAACAUGCAUCAUAGUUUUCUGAAAAAGUAUAUCAGUUUGAAUUACAUUUUUAUAUUUAUAAAAAAAUUCUUAUGAAUUCGAUUAUAUAAAUCAUCAAUUGCUUACUUAAAUUCAAGAUUGAAUUGAUAAUAUCAAAGAGCAAACUCUUUCCUCCGUCAGCAAAAAAAAAUCAUUAAUUAGCCGUACCUCAUGUACUUAUUUCCCUCUGCUUCCGUCGAAAUAAUCAAGUUUCUCAAAUACAUUUAGUUUUUAGUUAGAAGAAAAUGCAACUAAAUAUGCGCAAUGAAUAAUACGUUACGUUAAAAUUUUCAUUUAUAAGUCUUUAAAAAAAUGAAAAUUUAUUAAAAUUGUUUAAUUUGUUAUUUUUUAUUUGUAAAGUAGAUUACAUUUGAAACUAAUAAUUGAUAGUUAAAUGCGUCAUAGGGGGCCUUAGAAACUACAUUGUACUCUAACCGACACGUCUUUUACGUGUAUAACGUAUCACAUAAUAAAUACAUAAAUAUAUUCUUGCGUGAAAUGUGAACGAUUAAAUUUCCGUUGUAGUGAAAAUUUCGAUGCUAAAAUAUUUUAUUGGAAAUAAUACAAGUUAUUAUGAUUUGUACAUAAAUUUGUCAAAUUUAACUAUUGAACUUAAUCCAGCUUAUUAAAUGAUAAACUUAAAGUAAAGAAUCAUAUUUUACAAUCAAUUUUGCGAAAAGUAUCAUAUUUUGUAGAUAUUUUGUCUAAAUAUUAUGCUGUUUUAAAAUAAACUCGUACCUAUAUAAAAUAUUUAAUAAAGUUUUGAUGACUAUUCAUAAUUGUUAUAUAUAGAUAUAUUCAGUGGACUGGAAUCUGUAUGCAAAUUGAAAAAUAAGGAGUUUAAUCCGCUCCUCAAAGAACAUACAUGAAAAUCGACAUUUAUCCUGAACAAUAUAAAUAAUUACUUUAAAAAUAUAAUUAUUCUCAUUCUAUCAAGUCAGUUGAAUAAUUAUCUUUAUGUUAAGUUGAAAAUUAUUUAUACACAUAUGCACUUUGUACAGUGUCCGAUAAAAUGGUUGUAUUUAUUUAAGAGAAUAGAUUUUUUUAAAUCAAAUUUUAUUUGUAUGUAUGUUUUUUAUUUAUGAACAAUAAAAACUGUG
Phymastichus coffea is the source of this 7668-nucleotide messenger RNA. RefSeq names its product beta-1,3-galactosyltransferase 1-like. The transcript is spliced from 6 exons. Lineage: Eukaryota; Metazoa; Arthropoda; Insecta; Hymenoptera; Eulophidae. Gene Ontology annotation, cellular component: membrane. The record is from RefSeq and is a predicted model, not a curated record. Gene Ontology annotation, molecular function: hexosyltransferase activity. Bases 522 to 1733 code for a protein of 403 amino acids.